AUGGCUCUCGACAUCAGGCAGUUCCUCAACAUCGCAGGCAUUGUUAAAGACCUCAAGAGCUUCAAUUUCAGCGUGUAUGGCCAAUGGUUUGGAUACAUCAACAUCAUUCUGUGUAUAGCGCUCGGAAUCGCUAACCUAUUCCACGUCAACGCGGUCAUCGUGUUUGGAAUCCUCAGUAUCGUCCAGGGCCUCAUCAUCCUAUUCAUCGAGGUGCCCUUUCUGCUCAGAAUCUGCCCGCUCAGCGACAACUUUAUUGCGUUCAUCAAGAGAUUCGAGACCAAUGGUAAGAGAACGCUAUUCUACUUGGGGAUGGCAGCCGUGCAAUGGUGCUCAUUGGCUCUGAUGGUCACGAGUCUGAUCGCCGUGGCGAUCGGGCUCACUAUCUCAGCCGCCAGCUACGGCGUAGCCCAUUUCAAACACCAGCAGUUCCAAAACACGAGCAUCAUCAAGAGCCCCGCAGACGACGACUUCCCACACGAGGCCGUCGUACGCGAGAUGUUGUGA
This is a messenger RNA of Lachancea fermentati, 504 nucleotides long. The record is from the annotation of a GenBank genome assembly. Lineage: Eukaryota; Fungi; Ascomycota; Saccharomycetes; Saccharomycetales; Saccharomycetaceae.